CAUCCUCCCGGCCAUACAGAAAACCUGCUGUACUCGGCUGGAGGGCUGAAAAACUUUAAAGAGCCGAGAAGCCUCUUUGGAGCUGAGAGUUGUUCGCUUGUAGCAGGCAGGGAGUCGAGAUGAAUUUCCUUCCAAGUUUAUCCCUCGAAACCUGGAUUUUACUCAUUGCCUUUGUGAGCCUCUUGAUGCUUUAUGGGAUCUGGCCAUACAGAUUCUUUAAGAAGCUGGGUAUUCCUGGGCCAAGGCCUCUGCCUUUCAUCGGAACAUUUCACGAAUACCGGAAUGGAAUUCUGGAUUUCGACAAGAAGUGUUUCCAGAAAUAUGGUAAAAUUUGGGGAUUUUUUGAUGGCAGGCAGCCAGUCCUGGCUAUUCUGGACCCUGUAAUCAUCAAAACCAUCCUGGUGAAAGAGUGCUAUACCCUCUUUACCAAUCGCCGGGUCUUUGGUCCAAGUGGAGAUUUGGAGUCUGCCCUUACGGUAGCUACUGAUGAGCAGUGGAAAAGGAUCCGCACUGUGCUCUCUCCAACGUUCACCAGCGGGAAGCUAAAGGAGAUGUUUCCUAUCAUGAAUCGCUAUGGAGAGAUUUUAGUGAAAAAUAUCCAGGAGAAAGUGGAUAACGAUGAGUCCCUGGAAAUGAAGAGCAUCUUCGGCACCUACAGUUUGGACGUGGUGGCCAGCACUUCAUUUAGUGUGAACAUCGACUCCAUGAACAACCCCAACGACCCCCUUGUCGCCUACAUCAAGAAGUAUCUCUCAUUCAAUUUCUUUAACCCACUGCUCCUGUUAGUAGUGAUGUUCCCCUUCCUGACACCAGUGCUGGAUAAGAUGAAUGUGAGUCUGUUUCCCUCGGGCUUCCUGGACUUUUUCCUCAACAUUAUCCAGAGCAUCAAGAAGGAGAGGCAGAAGAACGACCACUCGGUCCGGGUGGAUUUCCUGCAGCUGAUGGUUCACUCACAGAGUUCAGAUGGCAGCUCUGAAUCUAAUGAGAAGACACACUCCUAUAAAGCUCUGUCUGACAAGGAGAUUAUGGCGCAGGCCCUUGUCUUUAUCUUAGCUGGUUAUGAGACCACCAGCUUCACCCUCAACUUCCUCUCAUAUAACCUGGCCACUCACCCCGACGUGCAGCAGAGACUGCAGGAGGAGAUUGAUGCCGCUCUUCCCAACAAGGCUGCUCCCACCUAUGAUGCCAUCCUGCAGAUGGAGUAUCUCGACAUGGUAGUGAAUGAAACCCUCAGGCUCUUCCCCGUAGGUGGGCGGAUCGAAAGGGUCUGCAAGAAAACCAUUGAGAUAAACGGAGUGACCAUUCCGAAAGGCACCGUAACAAUGAUCCCAGCCUACGUGCUGCAUCAGGACUCGGAAUACUGGCCAGAGCCAGAAGAGUUCAGGCCUGAGAGGUUCAGUAAAGAGAACAGAGAGAGCAUGGACCCCUACAUUUUCCUGCCCUUUGGAGCUGGUCCCAGGAACUGCAUUGGAAUGAGGUUUGCCCUUCUCAGCCUGAAAGUGGCCAUGAUUGUGCUGUUGCAAAGGUUUUCCUUCAGAACCUGCAAAGACACCCCGAUCCCUCUGGUGAUGGACACAAAGGGUUUCUUGCAACCCAAGAAGCCAGUCAUUCUGAAGAUGGUCCCCAGAACCCAUGUCGAUCCAGAGGAGUAAAACAAUUUGCAACGGAUCAGAGGCUGCUGCCACCUGCUCCUUCCGCCUCAUUCGUCUCUCUAUCAAUCACAUGAGAAUAGGAAUGAGCCAUGUAAAACUGUACAGGGAAAGCAAAAGCAAUAUCUAGAAAAAGCCCCAGCUGUCAUGAAAGCAGGGCCUUGUGACUAUACAGCAUACCAAAUUUGAUGGGCCCUUCUGUCCAAUAGGAGAUUGUGCAUAGCUUUUCUACCAAAAAACCCCACACAAAGUACAGGCUGAGCAGAGUUCAAUUUUUAUAAAGCAAUAAUAGAGACCCAGGCCUGUUUCUCAUUGAUACCAAGACCCCUUUACGCUGUUCGGACAAUGUAAAGGGACCUUUAAGGGUAUGCACCCGCUUUCAGGCCCCCUUACACUGCCAGAGCAGGGUUUAGCAUAAAUGAGAAUCAGGCCUCGGGCACUGGGACAAAAACUGUGUCACCUCCCAUCUGGCUAGACUCAUCCGAAGUUGAGGUUGUUAUGACUCCAUAUAAAAAUCACAUGCCCCAGGGUAUUUUACACUGCCACAUGGGUAGACGUACCUGAGCUAGCUUUAAUGCUAUGGACACUACAGUGGCAUAGCUGCAGCGACACCACUGUAGCAUCAUAAUGUAGAUGCUUCUGACAUCAAUGGAAGGGGGUUUUCUGUAGGAAUGUAGGAGGUAAUCCACCUCCCUGAGAGGGAGUGCAGCUGAAGCCUGACAUAAGUAUUUAAUACAUGGGCAGGGGGGAGGCCUCAUUUUUUGGAAGACAGCAUUAGGAAGGUAAAUGAAUCAUCAGGCUGAAAACAGGACCUUUGUGCUAAAUACGAUAAGUAAAUAGGGUAGUAGGCUGAAAAGACAGAAUGUCAGAGCCAGCGAAGAGAAGAGGGAGAACACCCCGGGGACUAUUUACUAUGAACUAGAUAGCAAGGGACCAAAUAAGUUAGGAAUGUAGAGAUGAGGUAAGAGGAAGUCAAAACAAAGGCAGCAUGUGGACAGAUGCACACGGUCCAGGGGUUGGUCUCGGAGGGAGCUAGGUUGAUGAAGGAAUUCUUCCAUCUGCCAAGCCAGGUCUACGCUGGAGGUUAGGAUGGCUUAACCAUCGUGCUCAGGGGUGCUCGGGAAUUUUUCACACCCCUGAGCUCCAUAGCUAGGUCGAUCUACCUAUUAAGUGUAAACCAGGUGUCAGACGUCAAAGAGCCUGCUGGCCUCAAUGGCUAUGUCAUCUGUUGCUACAGUAGCACUGUCUCUGUCGCUGCAUCAGAGGUUUCUGCUUGUUUGAAAGACUCUUUGGUGUUGUUUCUGACCCUAGUCCAAAGUCACUGCCAGCCUUCUGGGCAAUCUGAUGCUUUAGAAGGAGAGGUCAGGAUGAUGCUGGGUCAGGUGGGUCUCUCUCUCUCUCUUAGUGCCGGUCAGAGUGGUGAGGUUUCCUUUCAUACAUUCCCCUUACUGAGGCUUUGCUUCUGCUUGGUUGCUUCACACCAGUGGAGCCACACAUUGCAACCCCCUCAGAGCAGAUGCUGUAGAGUGGGAUAAAACAGGGCUUGGAACUUUACUGGGAUAAGCUGCAUUGAUGCCAACCCCAUUUUGCAGAAGUGCAGUGUGCCCACACUAAGGGUUUGCCCCUAUGUAAAUACAUCAGUGCUAUACCGGUGCAAAUUACCCUAGUCUAGGUGAGCCCUGAGUACCCCUCGUAUCAUGACCAUCACCCUUUUUGCUGAGCACUGCCUUUGAGACACCAGCAGCACUGCUAGGUUCAGGUACUUUUAUGAAGCUUUUUGGAUAUUGGACCCUGCUCAGCAAUUUUAUUCAGACAUUGUCAGUUUCUUCUUGCACUUUAAUUGAAAUCAAAGUGUAGAGCAAAUUGCCCAUAUGUGACUGUUGCUGCCUAUUUUGUCCCCAUUCCUAUUUCUUGCCAAGUUGGCCCUAUCUGUUUUCUGGUUUUACAACCCCAGCUGGGUGGUGACAUCCAGGGCUAUUUUCCUGGAUCAUGUGAUGCUGCAGCAUUAUGGCUCUGUCAGGUGUUAAAGUGACCAUACCCUUGCAGGCAGUGAUGCAUGUGACAAAUUUCUAGAGCUGACUUAGCUAGAUUCUCGUAUGUUUUUGGGUGGCUGUUAUUACUAAAGAUUUGUAACAUGCCUCAGCUUGCAGAUGAGUUAACCUGAGCAGCCUAGGUAUAAGCAGUUACCAUUUAUGAGCAGUGGUUUGCAGAGUGGGAGUGAAGCAUAUUAUGUGUUCUUUCUGUUUGUUUGCUUAUUGUAUCCAGUGGUCUCCUGUGUAAUAUCUUUACACAGAUAUUAGCCCAGUUAUGAUUUUUUAACUUUGUUCUCUAUGAUUCCAUUUUAUAACUUUGAUUUGAAUUGUAGGAAUACGGCAAGGUGCAGCGCUGGGAAAGACAUGGGUUUGGAAGAAGGAUGUCUCUCUCUGUUGGAUACUGAGAGCAGAGAAGGCUCACUGGACCUUGUCAUUCUUAGAUUCCAAAUGAGCAUAAUGCUGAAUGCUCUGUAUAAUAUGUGGUGUGAUUUCAUAUUUACUAAUCCAAAAAGUACUAAUAGAAGGAUAAUUAAAAUAAAAAACAUAAUUCCUUAUCAUUUGCA
Caretta caretta (loggerhead turtle) is the source of this 4245-nucleotide messenger RNA. Its product is annotated as cytochrome P450 3A24. The record is from RefSeq and is a predicted model, not a curated record. Lineage: Eukaryota; Metazoa; Chordata; Testudines; Cheloniidae. Gene Ontology annotation, molecular function: heme binding; iron ion binding; steroid hydroxylase activity.